Molecule: messenger RNA, 432 nt
Organism: Mya arenaria
Lineage: Eukaryota; Metazoa; Mollusca; Bivalvia; Myida; Myidae
Product: octapeptide-repeat protein T2-like
Exons: 1
Coding region: 1-432 (143 amino acids)
Source: RefSeq, a predicted model, not a curated record
AUGCAACCCGAGCGUAGAAAGAAGAGGGGGAAAGAGAAGGGGAAGAAAGAGAGGAGAGAAAGGGGGGUAAGAAAAAGGGGAAAAGUGAAAGAGGGGGAAAGAGAAGGGGAAGAAAGAGAGGAGAUAAAGAGGAGGGGAAAAAGAGAAGGGGAAGAAAGAGAGGAGGGAAGAAAGAUGGGAAGAAAGAUGGGAAAAGAGAAGGGGAAGAAAGAUAGGAGAGAAGGAGAGGAAAGAAAGAGGGGGAAAGAGAAGGGGAAGAAAGAGAGGAGAGAAAGAGGGCAAAAGAGAAGGGGAAGAAAGAGAGGAGAGAAAGAGGAUGGAAGAAAGAGUGGAAAAGAGAAGGGGAAGAAAGAGAGGAGAGAAAAAGGGGAAAGAAAGAGGGGAAAAGUGAAAGAGUGGGGAAAAGAGAAGGGGAAGAAAGGGAGGAGAUAA